AUGCAUACAUGCUAUUGCUGCUAUCAGAAAGAGGCAUGACCAGGUUGAGGAUUACGUGCAUCCGUGGUUGUGUAUGGAGUCCAUUCACAAGACGUAUGCACAUUGCAUCAAGCCCGUUCCUAGUGAAGAAUUCUAGACCACAACUGAGCAGUUGAGGCCUGCCCCGCCACCUAUCAAACGGCCUAUUGGGCGGCCAAAGGUGCACAACCGCAACAAGGACCCUGCUGAGGCUCAUAUGCAAGGAGAAAAGCUGAAAAGAAGCUUCCAGGUUACAUGUAGCAAGUGCAACGAGAAAGGGCAUAAUUAUAAAACUUGUAAAGGAGCUCCAAGUAACCCGAACUGGAAACCAAAGAAGAAGAAACCCAAGAAGACAGUUGACAACUCACAAGCUCUGGUGCUGCUUCCCCUUUCAAAAUCAGCCCCUCCACCAGAGGAUCAAAAUCAAUCACAGGGUGAAACAUUGGGUGAACCUCGUGCUGGGGAGGCAGCUGGGUCUGCACCAGUUCCUGCACCAUUUAUGGCCCAACCUUCAGCUCCAGCACAGACUCCAUUCAGACCUCCAUCCCAGGUGCCAAGAAUGGACCAACCAGACUCCAAUGCUGCUGCACAUACUUUCAGACCUAAGCAACCAAUUGUUCGACCACCAACAAGUGCAAAUCCACCAACAAAUCCAACACCACACACAAAAAAAACUCCAACCAGCAGGGGACCCUCGAAGGAGACUAUGAAAGCAGCUACCAGUGCCACAAAGAGAAUUCUCAAGUCUUAGAAGAAGUGAACAAAGCAGCAUGAUUUCUGUGUUUUGUUUUUGGCUAGUUAUUAGCAUGACAUUAGACAAUGCUUAUUAGCAAAGUAAUCUUGGCAAACUUGUUUACAUGCCAACCAGAAAUUAUGAUAUUUUGGAGUUAACUCGUGCUGUUUAGCUAUGUUUUGGAUUAAAUCAGAUACAAUGUCAUUCUAACGUUUUGCUUUAAAUCUAUCCAGAAUUACUAUCUUGUUUAAUGCCUUGAAUAAUGUCUGAAUGUUCUAAAUUAUAUGCAUGCAGCAACAAGAAAUUCCAAAAAAACAUACAUACAGCAACCACAACAAAUUCCAUGUACAUCAAUCAUUUUUACAUCAAUUCCAUGUACAUCAACCAUUUUUACAUCAACCAUUAAAACCAAUUCCAUGAACAUCAAUCAUUUUUACACCCUAAACAUACAUACAGCAACAACAACAACUACUACACCAAUCACAAUUAUAUGCCACAAACUCAAUUUUUUUUUGCUUUCCAUAGACAACAGCUUCCUCUCCAACUCUUCUACUUUUUUCUCAAUAUCCUUAUUUCGGAGCAGCUGUUCUUCAAUGGCUACUCUAUCAGCUUCAUCCACCGCACCCAAGGCUUCAAACUCGACGGCCCUAAUUUUUUUCAAAUGUUCAUCCAGCCAGAUAAAGUAUCGGCAAUACGGUUCUUUAGCCUGGAACAAAAUUUCAGUGAAUCACCCAUUAACACCCAGCACACUAUAAUCCAACUACUGUAAAAAUCGCUCACUUACCUUGAACAGUGGACACCCAAGAAACACUCUAUUAGGGUUACUGGUCGUUCUUGACUUGUACAUAAUGGCGUAGACGCCACAGUAGCACUUGGGCGCAAUCCCAACUCGCUCACAUCCUCCUGGCACAGCCCAUGAAGAUCCCCCUCCAGGUCUUGUGCAUGCAGAGUUCCCUUCACUCAUCAUGGACGAUCGCAGCAUCAACACCCAUGUCUUCCUCCAAGGUUUUUGAUCAAAUAGGGCUCAGGGAAGGGGACGACGUCGUUUUGUGGGUCAGGGAUCGAUCUGUCCUUCGAUUUUUAGUACCCCCUCCAGCUCAGCAACCUAAACGGACAGGUCACACUCCCCCCAGCCACAUCAGCCUUCUC
Messenger RNA from Arachis ipaensis, 1900 nucleotides. NCBI's taxonomy places the organism in Eukaryota, Viridiplantae, Streptophyta, Magnoliopsida, Fabales, Fabaceae. The record is from RefSeq and is a predicted model, not a curated record.